UCUGUUUUCUGCUUUUAAAUUUUGAACAUUGACACCCUGUGACGAACAAUAGUAUUUUUGAUCUUCUACAAUCUUUUCCAGGGUUGCAUGCCUAUGUUUUCGGAAAGCAAAUUCCGAAAAAAUGCGCAACGCGAUUUUCGGAGUAGUUUUUGUUUUGAUUUUUGUCUUUAUAAAAUUCCUUAAUCCGGAAUUGAGUUAUUUAUAUAUACAAUGAAAUAAUAGUGCCUGGAAGUGAUAAAACAAAUAUAUACUGUUAAAAUUACCUCAAAUAUGUAAAGUUAUUAAAUUUAGUUAUCUUAAACCACUUGUUUGCUAUUAAAGCAUCGCUUCUAAGCAACAUAUGUGUAUAUGUGGAAAUAGAUGGUAACUUUAUAAGAAAAUUAAAGGAAUGUUGGCAGUAUAAAUUUGUGUAAUUAAACAUAAAGCGAUACAUAUAAACGUUUUUUUGUAUAUAAACUAUUUCGUGUAUGGAUUAAUUCUUGGUUAGCACGUAUAAGCAUUGCAACUAUUUUCUACAUGUAAUGUUAUAGGAGAAGGGGAUGAUUGUGCGCGGGUGAAAAUGUCUGACACAGGUGCACGCAAGUUAGCCAAGUGUAACAUUACAGGUGGCCCGCAUUUAAAACAUUUUACAAAUACAUAUUUAUGGUUACAAGCAAACGUUUUUAUUUUAUAUAAAAACUCUUAAAUUGCUUCCAGAAUUUAAACACAAAGUGUUAAGUGAAUUGACAGAAGAAAAUUGUAAAUUCCAAUUAGAACGUACAACAUAAAAAUAUACAUAUUUUAUAUAACAGUACGAUUGGCAGCAACUAAUCUUAGUUAAUUUUUUGUUUGUUAAUUGUCUGAAAGGUUUUUUAGUGACAAUUUUAAAAAUAAGAAGUAAAUAAUGAACUUGGGUUAGUUAGUUAGUGGCCAACAUAAAAAUACCAAGACAACUUAAUUUACCAAUCUUGGUUAGUUCCGGAUUUUUAUUGAUGCUGUCAAGGCUACUAAUACAGCGCUGAGGCCCUGUAUAGUUUGAUAUUUUUCUACGAAAGCUACUCAAUUUUUAUUCAAAAUAAAUAAUAUUAAGAGAAGUUGUAACAUGGAAUAUUGCUGAUAUUAAGAAAAUUAUAAAAUUUCACGCAAAAAGAGAGAAAUAUGCAAUUUGCCUAUUUUAAGACAAUCGUGUUAGUGAAGUGAGAAAGUUCUUCUAAAAAAUCCAAAAAAUAUACGAGUGCAUAUACAACGGCAAAAAAUAGCGGCAAAAAAUAGUGCAUUUUGCUGAAGUAAAUUUGCUCCAACAGGUGUGCGUAUGUAUCCACGUAAUUCCGUACGUAAGCGCUGGAUAUUACCGGCAUAAAUAUAAUGUUCUUCGCCUCGAAAUGGUGUAUAAGAAAAUCGCAAAUAAAGAUAGUAGUGUUCGUAUUUGAAAUCGCGUGUGAAAUCGGGAAGCAAACAAACGCACGAAGCUCCUUGCAAACGUCAAACAGUGAAAACAAGCAAACGCUUCAAAUGUUCGCAAUUUUCUACUACAGUUAACGUAAUGUAAUUAAACAGAUUAGAAAGAAAUCUCAUUAAAGCAUAAUAGAAUAAAAUAAUUGCAAAACAAUAGCAACAACCAACAGCAAAAAUAACGUCAACAAUAACAACAACGAACUGCAACCGACAAAAUCGCGUAGAAAAAUGCCGACAUUGGCGGCAAAAAAUUCACAAGCCGCAAUUGCUAACAUGGCAACAGCAGCCACAACAACAGCAACACCACCAACAACAGCAGUGGCAAUAAAUUCCGGUGGCAGCGAGCAGUGCGACGCUGAUGUUAGUGCCGCAAGAAUAGCAACGCCGACAACCGACACACAAAACACCGGUGCUGCGUUGAACCAUCAUUAUCAUCAUCCGCCGGCGCCGCAUGGAGGCUCGCAUGCCGUUGGCAAUGCCUUGUCGCCGAUGAUAGCAACUGCAACAACAACAACUGCAGUCUCAGCGGCCGGGGCAGCUACCGGCACCGUUGCAGCCAGUUUAGCCACAUUUAACGGAAAUUCAAAUUUAAAUGUUGCCAACGGAAACAUCGGCGGCAAUAACAAUCACAACAACAGCCACAACCACAAUCACAGUCACAGUACGCACGCUGGUGGUGUGGGCAAAAAGCCCUUGACAAACAUGCAUACAUCCCGUGAGGAUGUUGCAUCACCACAACCACAAACACAGCUACCACCACCGCCGUUAACACAACUGGGCAAUGCCAUGCCGCCAACAUCAGCGUCCAUCAUCAACAAUCAGCAAUUGUCAGCCACUAACAGUCAGAGCAAUCACAAUCAUAACAACAAUAACAAUAGCAAUAUCAACGGUGGCAAUGGCAGCAAUAAUAAUAAUAAUAGCAAUGGUAACGGUAAUGGCAGCGCAAACAUCAGCAGCAUUCUCAAAGGAAGUAAAGAAAAUUUGCUCCAAAAUUGUUAUAAUGGCGUUCCGACCAGUGAUAAUACUGUUUUGGAUAUUGACGAUCCAGGAGAUGGACUAGGACCUUUGCCACCCAAGUGGGAGACUGCUUACACCGAACGCGGGGAAUUGUAUUUUAUCGAUCACAACACUGGCACGUCUCAUUGGCUCGAUCCGCGUCUAUCGAAAUUUCAAAAGAAAUCGCUAGAAGACUGCGGCGACGAUGAGCUCCCCUACGGUUGGGAGAAAAUCGAAGAUUCCUUGUACGGUACCUAUUACAUAGAUCACGUUAACCGGCGCACACAGUAUGAAAAUCCAGUUUUGGAAGCUAAACGUCGCGCAGCUGAACAAAGGCAAAAACAACAACAGCAACCGCCGCCACCUGCACACAGCAGUACACAAAAUACGCAAGGAAUGGGUUACAUACCACACCAACAACCACCGCCACCACCACCUACCAAUCAACAAUCACAACAACAACAACAACAGCGCCCGCAAACACCGUCUACACAAAUAACAACUAAUUUGGUGAAUGGCGCUGGCAUUGGUAGCAAUGUAAUUGGCGCUGACGAUGACGAUCGUGUUACUCCAGCGCUUGGCAACAAUAUGGUUGAUAUAUCGCAGCGUGGUAUGCAACCACCGCCAACGGGCGCGGGUAUGCAGUCGACACCAACAGCACUGCUGGCAUACAAAUUUACGCGAAAUCCCAGCGAGAUGCAGGGCGAGCGCAUCACCGCAUCGUUGGUGAAGUCUGCACGCGGACUCGGCAUCACCAUUGUGGGCGGCGAUGAUGGCGCGGAAGAGUUUCUGCAAAUCAAGUCGAUUGUGCCGCACGGACCAGCGUGGUUGGAUGGCCAACUGCAGACCGGCGAUGUGUUGGUGUAUGUGAAUGAGACCUGUGUGCUCGGGUUUACGCAUCACGAGAUGGUCAAUAUUUUCCAGUCGAUUUUGCCAGGCGAAACCGUUACAUUAGUGGUAUGUCGUGGCUAUCCUUUACCAUUUGAUCCCAAUGACCCCAACACCGAGGUGGUCACCACCAUAGCGGUGGAUGGUGUUAGCGUUGCAGCGACAGACAAACAGCGUCGUAUGCUACUCGAUCUACAUAUGGAUGGUAAUUAUAAUUUUCUCGAAACCAUCGGCGGCGACGGAGGCGGCACAAAAUCUCACAACCAACACAACCAAAUGCGCAAUCAGCACUCACCAGUAACGGGCGGCUUAAAUGACGGUUUCAUUUUAAUGAAGAAACCAGAGUUGCAAGUGCACACAUUUACGAUUGUAAAGGGUGCCAUGGGUUUCGGUUUCACCAUUGCCGAUUCGGCUUAUGGUCAGAAGGUGAAGAAGAUACUCGACUAUAAUUGUUGUACGCAACUUCAAGAGGGUGACGUACUAUUAGAGAUUAACGGUAUUGAUGUGCAUCAACAGAGUCACCUUGAAGUAGUGCAGAUAUUGAAGGAUUGUUCGAAAAUUGAACCGACGCAUGUGAAAAUCCAACGUGGUGGUCCAACUUCGAAUAGUGCUAAUGCCUCACCAGCAGGAGGCGCUUAUAGUACGAACAUUUUAAGUAAUCCACCGCCCACAAGCACCACAAGUGGCAGUAAUCUGGGUAAUGUGGCGAAAUUACGCAAGAAUUUUACGUCCUCAUUGUUUCGUAGCAAGACGCCGACCGCAGAUCUAUAUAGUACACAACAAAAGGAGAUUCUGCCAAUACGUCCAAAAACACCGCUGGUCGAUACGCGUCGUACACGUGCACAAACCCCGAAUGAUGAGCUACAGCAUAGUGUUGAUGUUAACGAUGGCAACGUAGAUGGCAGGUUAUCGGCCAAUAAGGGCCAGUUGGUGGAUGCUGUCACGCAUAAAUCCACAAAUAGCCUACAGGAAAUUGAGGCAAUUAGUCAAGAUAUACCAUACUUGGAUCCAUAUCCGAAAUUGGUGACCAGUUUGAGUGAGCGUUUGGCCGGUGCGACAUUGCUAACCGAAAAUGCCGGCAAUGGUGGCGCCAAUGCUGGUAAUGUCGAUAAUAAUAUGGGUAGCAUUAAUAUUGGCACUGGCUACCACCACGCCAGUGGCCUUUCGUUGCCUUCAAGUGUUGCUGAUCCCAUGCGUUACGAUCAUCAAGAGUACGUUUCGGCCGGCAUGCGUACAGUUGGUGGCAACAAUAUUUAUGGCAUUUCUCCGCUGCCCAACAGCAUGAACAAUUUCUAUGCGCCACAACAAUUGCCCACACCGCCACAUCUUAGCUUUUCUGCCAGCAGCAGUUAUUCACCAUCGACGUCGCUUGGUUUGACAACAACAUCCGCUACACAUCACAAUAUCCUGCAUCAUCACCCACUUCAAUUGCCGCCACCACCACAACCACCAGCGCCGCAUAUGCAUACACAUCCACACGGUGCACAGUACUCACCGGCAUCUUUGCAUGCGACUACACCGUUACAAGCGGCACACAUACAAAAUGAACGCAUGCAAAAACGUGUUAACGAGCUGCUGAGUGACCGUCGCCGUGUGGGCUUCUCCACGCUUGAUAUGCCACAACCACAGAAACUCUCGCCAGCGCCGUAUGCUAACCAGCAACUGUUGCAACAACAACAACAUCAGCAAACUUCCCAACAUUCACCGGCUGUUAGUAGUGUAUCGCAAACGCCAGCGUUGUCUUGGUUAGGUGCCAGCAACUACACCAAUACGAUGCAGUCAUCACCGAGCGGUAACUUACCGUUUCUGCAACGCAAUGGCGGCGCAAUCGAUGCGUUGGACGAACUAACGACGGAACAGUAUGAGUUGAGUGAAGUCACUUUGGAACGUCAGGCUCUUGGUUUUGGAUUUCGCAUUGUUGGCGGCACGGAGGAGGGCUCACAAGUGACUGUGGGUCACAUUGUUCCCGGCGGUGCUGCGGAUAAUGACCAACGCAUUAAUACAGGUGACGAGAUACUCAGCAUAGACGGUAUCAAUGUGGUGAAUUCGUCGCACCACAAAGUUGUUUCAUUAAUGGGUGAGGCCGCGUUGCGAGGACAAGUGACUAUGAUACUACGUCGUCGCUUGCGGUUAACACUUCAACCACAUUUAUUGCAACCACAACAACAACAACAACAACAAUUGCCCUUACCGCCACCGCCGCCAUUAAACGUGCCCCUGCGCAAUACAUACCGAUACCCAUACGAUGUUAUAGUUAGUCGACACGAGUCCGAAGGCUUCGGUUUUGUAAUCAUAUCUUCGUCAAAUCAAUUCUACGGCUCUACUAUUGGCAAAUUGAUACCAGGCAGUCCGGCCGAUCGUUGCGGUGAGCUAAAAGUUGGUGAUCGUAUCAUUGCUGUUAAUCGCAUAGACAUUUCCGGCAUGUCACAUGGUGACGUGGUCAACCUUAUAAAAGAAUCGGGUCUUCAUGUGCGUUUGACAAUCGGCUGUCCAAAAGAUGCCUUGACGACACCGACGACUACGUUGGGCACACAAAAUUCAGCAUUACUUGUCAACUCUGCACAAGUGUCGCCAGGUCAAUUAUCACAAAACCAAUUAAUAUAUACACCGUUGACAACGCAACAACAACAACAACAACAUAAACCACAGAUAUCGCCAAAUUUAUUGUCUAACAAUCAAAAUGGUGGCAACUACUUCAUGGAACAUCCCAGAACAAGCGCGGCAGCAACAACUUAUGUGCAAUCGCCAUUGCAGCAACAGCAACAACAGCAAUUGCCACCACAAUUAUAUAACAUAAUGACAUCAUACGAGCGAACUGUAUGUAACAAUAAUGGCAAUAGCAGCAAUAGCGAAAAGUUGCGCAGUAAUGGCAGCUGCAGCAACAGCAGCUCCUUCACGAGAGCCGAAGCGAUAAGUAACAGCACAAACAGCAGCAACAGUAGCAGAAAUCUACUGCAAUUCUUCGCUAUUGUAUUCGUGUGUGUGGCCUGUUACUGGAAUAGUGCGCAAUGUGAGUUGGUCUUCGACGAUAUUAGCGCUGUGCGCGAUAAUAAAGACCUACGCUCGUACACGCCGCUACGUAAUAUAUUUCUCAACGAUUUCUGGGGUACGCCAAUGCGCAAAGAGCAAUCGCAUAAAUCAUAUCGACCGUUAACAGUGCUCACCUUUCGUUUCAACUAUUGGCUGCACGAACUUCAACCAUAUGGCUAUCACAUAGUAAAUAUGCUCUUACAUAUUGUUGUUUGUCUGUUGUGGCGUCGUGUUUGCAGACUAUUACUAUUGCAUUGCGCCGGCGCUGUGGGAGCAUCUACAUUGGCGUUAAUACAACGUUGUAAUAUGUUGCGUAUAAACACUUGUAGCUUCUUGGCAGCACUCUUAUUCGCUGUACAUCCCAUACACACAGAAGCCGUUACAGGUGUAGUCGGACGUGCCGAAUUACUCUCCUCGAUAUUCUAUUUGUGUGCAUUUCUCGCAUAUGCCGGCGCUGUUAACACGUCAACGACGCUGCUACAUCGUCAACAGUCGUCAGUGCAUCAACAGCAACAGCAGCAUCAGCAGUCGGGUAAGAGGCAACGCACACGCUGGUCGGUACUAUGUUGCACUUUUGGCGCUUGCUUAUUAGCCUCGAUGCUGUGUAAGGAGCAAGGCAUCACUAUAGCGGGUAUUUGCGUCGCCUAUGAAUUGUUCGUGGUGCAGCAGUUGCGCCCACUUGAGUUGUGGCUGUGUGUGCAGCGUUUAUUUGAGGAUCGUACGCGUAUCUUGACGCCGCAACAUGUAGCCAAAAGUCCGACAGUCGCAGCAGUUAGUGCAUCACCAACGGCCGGCGUGUAUAAUCGUGUGAGCGGUAUUUGGCAUGGUACUUUGUUGCGUCGCUUGGGGUUCCUCGUCUGCAUUACGUUUGCCCUGUUGGUUGGACGUGUGUACGUGAUGGGUUCGCAAUUGCCAGUCUUUACGCGUUUCGAUAAUCCCGCUUCGGCAGCAGCGACACCAACGCGUCAGCUUACAUUUAGUUACCUGAUUUACUUGAACUUGUGGCUGAUGCUGUUUCCUUGCAAUCUGUGCUGCGAUUGGACUAUGGGCACCAUACCACUGAUCGAGGGCUUUAGCGACGCACGCAAUUUGGCCACCGUAGCGACAUUCGCCUCGCUAGCCGCAGUGACGUGGCACGCUUGUACGACACGAAAUUUAAUGCACUCUCGCGUGCUACUGAUGGGACUGGCCUGGCUGGCGUUACCCUUCCUACCCGCUUCGAAUUUAUUCUUUCACGUUGGCUUCGUGAUUGCCGAGCGUAUACUGUACAUGCCCUCCAUGGGUUAUUGUCUCCUGAUAGCCUACGGCUAUAUGCAAUUGGAGGAGUAUUUGCGCGUUAAAAUCGCAAUUGCGCGGCGCUUUCUGCAAUUAGCACUCGGUUUGUUGUUGCUAACGCAUGCAUUGAAGACAUUUGAGCGCAAUAAAGACUGGCGUACAGAGUAUACGUUAUUUAUGUCAGGCGUACAUGUGAACGGACGCAAUGCGAAACUGUUCAAUAAUGUUGGUCACGCGCUCGAAAAUGAGCAACGCUACGCUGAGGCGUUAACGUACUUCCAACAAGCGGUACGCAUACAACCCGACGAUAUUGGCGCGCACAUCAAUGUAGGACGCACUUAUAAUAAUCUGCAGCAAUACGAACAAGCCGAAUUCGCGUAUCGCCAAGCCAAAUCUUUAUUUCCGCAAGUGAAACCGGGUGAGAGUUAUCAGGCGCGCGUAGCGCCGAAUCAUUUAAAUGUAUUCAUAAAUUUGGCACAACUGAUAGCGCGCAAUCGUACGCGCUUGGAAGAAGCUGAUCUGUUAUAUCGGCAGGCGAUAAGUAUGCGCGCCGACUAUGUACAAGCGUACAUCAAUCGUGGUGAUAUAUUGAUGAAACUGAAUCGCACCGCGCAAGCGCAAGAAGUUUACGAAAAGGCGCUACUGUACGACAGUGAGAAUGCUGAUAUUUAUUAUAAUUUGGGUGUGGUAUUUUUGGAGCAGGGUAAAAGUGCGCAGGCGCACGUCUACUUCAACAAAGCAAUCGAAUUAUAUCCCGAACACGAACAAGCAUUACUCAAUUCCGCCAUACUAUUGCAAGAGCAUGGCGGUGCAGAAGCGCGUGAAUUGUCGCGCAUGCGCCUCUUCAAGGUGUUGGAUAAGGAUGCGAACAAUGAGAAGGUCUAUUUCAAUUUGGGCAUGCUGGCCAUGGACGAAUCGAAUUUCGACGAAGCGGAACAAUUUUUUAAACGCGCUAUACAUUUGCGUGCCGACUUUCGUAGUGCGCUCUUCAAUUUAGCAUUACUAUUGGCCGAUGCGAAUCGACCGUUGGACGCAGUACCGUACCUGAAUCAGCUAAUACGUCAUCAUCCUGCACAUAUAAAAGGUUUAAUACUACUCGGUGAUAUCUAUAUAAAUCACAUGAAGGAUCUCGACGCAGCGGAGCAAUGUUAUCGCAGUAUAUUACGUUUCGAACCGCACAACAUACAGGGCUUACACAAUUUAUGUGUUGUAUUUGUGGAGCGUAAGCGUUUGGCGCGCGCCGCUGCCUGUUUACGCUAUGCGCAUCAUUUAGCGCCACACGAGGAUUAUAUUCUACGUCAUUGGCAAAUUGUACAGCAACGCUUACAGAAGAUAACUAAGUUACCUGAAACAUCGCCGGAACGGCAAAUUGCCUAUGCUGAGUAUGAGCCUGAUGAGUUCAGGGUGUUGUCAAACAAAGUGGCUAGUAAGACUCACACUAAUAUGAAUGAAGACAACAAACAACAACAACACCAUCGUCGGUAAGAACGACCACUAAACAGUAGCAGUUAAGAGCGUCAUAUAAUGCUGAGUAAGUUGAAAAGAUAUUCAUUGAAAAUGAAUAAAAUGAAAAACAAAAACAUUUUAGAAAUUAAGUGCCGGCUUUUACAUUAACAUAUACAAAGAUAUAUGUAUGAACAUAUGAAUAAUUAUUGAAGGCAACUAAGUACGUACUUAAAUUGAAAUGUACGGCUUUUGAAUAGUGUAUGCGCUGUAUUUUAUUUGUUGGUCAAUUAGAAUGUCAAUGCAUAUAAUUUUAUUUUAUAUUGACUGCAAGUUUAUAUUAUUGAUAAAAAAGUACGAAAUGGUUGGUAGCAGAGCUAAUCCGUAUAUGUUGUUGUUUAGCGGAAGAAAACAUUUCUGAAGUCAUUUGAAGGAAUGCUGCCGGUUUGACAGUGCUUGGCGGCUUAAAAAUUCGGUUGCGUUCCGUUUAACUAGAUCGUAAAUUAUGGUCAGUGGUGUCGACCGAACCGUUG
This is a messenger RNA of Bactrocera neohumeralis, 9599 nucleotides long. RefSeq lists its product as uncharacterized. Gene Ontology annotation, cellular component: endoplasmic reticulum. The transcript has 9 exons. Gene Ontology annotation, molecular function: mannosyltransferase activity; protein binding. Lineage: Eukaryota; Metazoa; Arthropoda; Insecta; Diptera; Tephritidae. The record is from RefSeq and is a predicted model, not a curated record. Bases 1663 to 9108 code for a protein of 2481 amino acids. Gene Ontology annotation, biological process: protein O-linked glycosylation via mannose.